Messenger RNA from Paramecium sonneborni, 965 nucleotides. NCBI's taxonomy places the organism in Eukaryota, Ciliophora, Oligohymenophorea, Peniculida, Parameciidae. The record is from the annotation of a GenBank genome assembly.
UUUAUUCAUUAAUGUGUCUUCCAAUUAGUUGUUUGAAAUGCAUAGUGGAAGUAGAGGCAAUCAUCAUAUUGAUAGUAGGAUUGUGUAGUUUUGGUUUUACAAUAUACUUAUAAAUUUAAUACUCUUCAUAUAACGAAAAUGAAGUAAAAUAUUUAUUUAUUUGAUAUUUAGUAAGGCGACUAGGGAAUUGGAACUGUAGCUAUAUUUUGGAUUAUUUCAGUAGCAAUGAUUCUGAAUGGUAUUAUAGGGAUUAUUGGUGGAAAAAAGAAAAGUUCUUGUCUAUUAUUUUUAUUUAAUAUGGUUAACAUUGUAAUACUUCUGGGAUUUAUUGCUCUCAUGAUUUUAGGAUACGUUUUAGCAAAUGAAAUUUAAGAUUUUAAUUAAGAGGAAUACUGUGCUGGAGAGCCAUCUUUGCAAUAGACUUGGCUGCUUGGAUAAAAUUUGAUUUGUUCCUCUAAUUGUCCGUGCUACAUUAAUAACCAAUAGACUAUCCCACCAUUUUAUCUACCGUAUUCAUCUUCAAAUAGCUCUGAUGUAGAUUUAUUUUUGAUAUUUAGGCAACUAAAGUUUAAGAUUGCCCUUAAUAUAAAAGUUGGUCUGAUAGUUAGAAAGCCUAGGCUUAGUUUUUUAGAAAUAUUGAAAAGAAUCAAGAUUGUUCUGGCUGGUGUUCUCCAUUUUCCUUAAAAAUUUUUUAUGAUAUUAAUAGCAAUCUAAAUCAAAAUGUAAAUUUUUAUCUAGUUUUAAUAGACUUAACAAUGUACAAUUGAAGCUCAACAAUCAUUAGUAGAUACAUGCUAAAUUAUAGGUGAUACUUCUGCUGCAUUAACUGGAAUAAUGGGGUUAUUGGUUAUUUUUACUUUUUGUUUAUGCUGUCAUCCAACCAGAAAGGAUUAAAAGAGUUAUUAUGAAAGAUUAGCUUAUCAGAACGAUUGAUAUUAUUAUAAAUAGAAUUAUUUGUAAUUGGG